AUGUCCGUGGCACGCGCCGUCGGCCGCGGCUUGCCGUCCAGCAUGGGUGUGGCCUUCAGCAGCCUGUGGAACUCGCUGUUUGGACAGAAAGAGCUCAAGAUCUGUAUAUUAGGGUGCGUGCACGCCGCUGACCCAGGCAAAACCACGCUGAUGUACAAAAUGACGCUCGGAGCGGUCGUGGCGACCGCGCCGACGAUUGGGUCCAACACAGAGACAUUUGAAUACAAGAACCUCAAGUUUGUGCUGUGGGACGUUGGCGGCCAGACGUCGCUGCGCACGAGCUGGGCGCACUACCUGACGUCCACAAGUGCGGUGCGUGCACCCCACUGA
This is a messenger RNA of Malassezia sympodialis ATCC 42132, 330 nucleotides long. RefSeq lists its product as uncharacterized. The record is from RefSeq and is a predicted model, not a curated record. The transcript has 2 exons. Bases 1 to 330 code for a protein of 109 amino acids. NCBI's taxonomy places the organism in Eukaryota, Fungi, Basidiomycota, Malasseziomycetes, Malasseziales, Malasseziaceae. Gene Ontology annotation, molecular function: GTP binding; GTPase activity.